AUGUUCACAAGUGUCUGUACUGUUUUCUUGUUGAUUGGUGCUGUUCUAUGUGGAGAUGACAAAAGGGCAAAGCUAAGAUUUUAUCAUGGUGUCUUCGAAAAUUACACCGAGUUUCCAAUAGACGAAUGUCAAGAAAUAUUAUCUUCAUCUUCAUCGUGGUACAACUCUAGCAGGAUGACCACAAUAUUUACUCAUGGUUUUACAGGUCAUCCCAAUGGGUUUGCGGUGACGUCCGUAAUAAAAGCGUAUUUGGAACAAGGGCAGAGUAAUGUUGCUCUUUUGAACUGGGAUCGCCUAGCAGCGGUACAGAAUAAUCAGAUGUCUGGUUCAUAUCUGAAAUGGGCGGCACCGAAUGCUAUAAAGCUCGGCUCGGAAUUUGCUGACGUACUGCUGAACCUAUCCUCGGCCGGACUGGAUUUGAAUAAAACGCACUUAGUGGGCCAUUCCCUGGGUGCGCAGAUUUUUGGCAUCACUGGCAACAAAAUGGUGAAGAAUGGCGUCCAAUUGCCUUGGAUCACGGGUUUGGACCCCGCCGGUAUAAUGUUCGACGGCAGGGCCCCGGCCGACAGACUCAGCCCCACGGCUGCUAGGUUCGUGGACGUCAUCCAUUCGGACCCCACCAAGUACGGUACUAGAAAGGAACUGGGCACCGUUGACUUCUGGCCAAAUUAUAGAAACAAUGGACCUGUUAUACAACCUGGAUGUGACAACAAACCGCACCCGAGGUUUUCGCUUGAAGACCUAUGCAAUCACAAUAAAUGCUGGCAGUUCCUCAUUGACACAAUUAAGUACCCAGGAUCACUGAUGGGGACGUACGCUAAGAAUUUCAGAACGUGGAAGAAUUAUUCAAAGAAAGAAAGGCUUGCUACCGUUUUGGAACUUGGUGUCCGCUAUGACAAAGUUAUUCCUGGAAACUAUUAUUUCCUGACGGGUGCUUCGUCGCCGUACGGACUCGCUGAAAAUGGCUUGUAGAUUUACAUACAUACAUUCAAAAUUACACUUUAUGGCUGUGAUCAUUCAUUCUUAUAUAAGUAGUCUUUACCAAAUCGAAAUGUAUAGAAUGUGAUAACUAGUUGUCGUCUAGAUUUAAGUCUCUUAGAAUAAAUUACCGUAUCUACUAAUUGUCUUCAAAUUAUGAACAGCAUUGUUAUUUUUGAGUGCGGAAAAAAUCGACAAAAGAGAAAGACGAAAGACACUUAAGCAUUAUACUAUGCAAAUUAAAAACUUUGCUCGCGAUAAUUACUGCUACUGAAGAUAAUGAUUCAUCGAAUAUCACGCGAAUUAAUCAUCCAAGAUGGAGGAAUUUUUGCACAAAUCAUUAAAGCACUUAAAAGGCAAAUGGAUUCUCUGAUGCGGAUGCCAAAUGGAUUCUGAAAAUUUUAUAGAUAGGCCGUUGUCUACCUGACCUAUUGUUACGAACAACGCUGCAAUUAAAUUCUUAAUGCUUGUAUUAGGCUCUUUAGCUUUUGUUACCAUUUUUAUCUAGUGUAUCUUACUAAGUUACGUUAAAUAACCCAGCGUGGAUACAUUCGAGUUAUUUAACGCUGGCACUGUAAACAAGUAAAUAUUAAUAAGUUCUUUGUGCUUACGAGGGUGUAUUUUUUAAUAUUAAAUUUAAGUAGGUACUUAGAGAAAAUAAAUUAUGAAAAGAAAA
Helicoverpa zea (corn earworm) is the source of this 1654-nucleotide messenger RNA. RefSeq names its product lipase member H-like. Bases 1 to 972 code for a protein of 323 amino acids. Gene Ontology annotation, molecular function: lipase activity. NCBI's taxonomy places the organism in Eukaryota, Metazoa, Arthropoda, Insecta, Lepidoptera, Noctuidae. The transcript has 8 exons. The record is from RefSeq and is a predicted model, not a curated record.